AUGGGAUGCUGCCCGGGAGACUGCCUCAAUUGCUGCUCCCAGGAACAAGACUGCUGUGAGGAGUGCUGCUGCCAGCAGGGCUGCUGUGGCUGCUGUGGCGGCUGCUGUGGCUCCUGCUGUGGCUGCGGAGGCUCUGGCUGCGGAUCUAGCUGCUGUGGGUCUGGCUGCGGCUCUGGCUGCGGAGGCUGCGGGUCUAGCUGCUGUGGCUCCGGCUGCGGCUCUGGCUGCGGAGGCUGUGGAGGCAGCUGCUGCGGCUCCGGGUGCUGUGGCGGCGGGUGCUGUGGUCCAGUGUGCUGUCAGCCCACACCCGUGUGCGAGACGAAAUGA
Apodemus sylvaticus (European woodmouse) is the source of this 327-nucleotide messenger RNA. Its product is annotated as keratin-associated protein 17-1. The transcript has a single exon. The record is from RefSeq and is a predicted model, not a curated record. Bases 1 to 327 code for a protein of 108 amino acids. NCBI's taxonomy places the organism in Eukaryota, Metazoa, Chordata, Mammalia, Rodentia, Muridae.